AUGAGCGAAGCUCAGCAGUCCCCUCGACGACGCCACAUCCUCUCCUCCAUCAACCCCGACAAACCUCGGUCCAGAAGGAGAAGCGCAUCACCGGACCGUGACGACGUCAAGAGGGAGCCAUCGCCGAGUCCGACGUCACAACGCCCCGACGAUGAUCGCGACAAUGAUGCCGAUAGUACAAGGCCUAGGCGCUCGCGUCUCCGGUUGAAGGAUCACCAUAGAUCUCGUCAACCUCUCGACCCUGAGGUUGCUUUCCGCGAGUCGCUCUUUGACGCCAUGGCCGACGACGAGGGUGCCGCAUACUGGGAAGGCGUCUACGGUCAACCAAUCCACGUCUACUCCAACGAGCGCGUUGGUCCUACGGGUUAUCUGGAGCAGAUGACGGAGGAAGAGUACGCUGCCCAUGUGCGUCAAAAGAUGUGGGAAAAGACACACGCUGGACUAAUAGAAGAACGUGCCCGCCGAGAAGAAGCAAGAAAACGCAAAGCAGAGGAAGAUCGCCUUGCGCAGAAACUACAAGAGGACAUGGAGCGCAGUCUACGUCGCGGUGAGGAACGCAGACAACGCCGAAGAUGGAUAACACUAUGGGAAGACUACAUUUCCGCCUGGACAGCCUGGGACGGAACCCGGGCGACGCUCGCAUGGCCCGUGGAGAGCGGUCGUCGGGAGGACGUCGACGAAGCCGCUGUGCGCAAGUUUCUAGUCAACGGACUGAAUCCGCAAGAGAUUGGGGAAAAGGCGUUUGUGGCGCAGCUCAAGGACGAGCGUGUGCGGUGGCAUCCGGACAAGAUACAGCAGAAGCUGGGAGGCCAGGUAGAUGAGGAUACGAUGAAGGGGGUGACGGCUGUCUUUCAGAUCAUUGAUAGACUCUGGGUAGAUAGCCGGCCCAAGGCUUGA
Fusarium vanettenii 77-13-4 is the source of this 897-nucleotide messenger RNA. RefSeq lists its product as uncharacterized. Gene Ontology annotation, biological process: canonical NF-kappaB signal transduction. The record is from RefSeq and is a predicted model, not a curated record. Lineage: Eukaryota; Fungi; Ascomycota; Sordariomycetes; Hypocreales; Nectriaceae. The transcript has 2 exons. Bases 1 to 897 code for a protein of 298 amino acids.